Messenger RNA from Fusarium tjaetaba, 555 nucleotides. RefSeq lists its product as uncharacterized. The record is from RefSeq and is a predicted model, not a curated record. Lineage: Eukaryota; Fungi; Ascomycota; Sordariomycetes; Hypocreales; Nectriaceae. Bases 1 to 555 code for a protein of 184 amino acids. The transcript has 4 exons.
AUGCGGCCCCGCGUAACACGAGCACAACUGGAUACCAUGAAUCGUAAUUUCUACAUACCGAGCCCAUGGAUUCUCGGCGACGCAGAAUUAUUGAGUCUAUACCAUUUCAACCCAAGCAAAGCCUGCCUCGACAAGCUCGAUGAAAUAGGCUUGCGUAAGUUCUAUGCUUUGGUUCAACGCGACCCAUCAUUCUACAAGUUCAUGAAAGAGGUUGUGGGGAUCCGACCUGGUACUCCAAUAAUGCUCGAGUAUUGGCUCAUGAAGAAUAUGGUUGCAGAAGUACGCGAGAAGGUCUACGGUGAACCGAAAUCGGAUAUAGGGAAUCUCACUACCGAGGAUAUGCUUGAGCUCUCGACCAGGAAGGUGACGGAUACUCACCUUGCAAAGCUCGAAAGUAUGGACGACGAGGACUUCUCUGUGUAUAUGGAAGACACGAACUUUAACAAGUUCUUAUCCCAAGUCUUGAGGAUCAGGCCAGGGUUCCCUCAUCAUCGUGUGAUGGGCGCAGUCAAGCUUUGGGCCCGACAGGUCGCGGAUGGAUUUCUGAGGGUCUAA